Molecule: messenger RNA, 1986 nt
Organism: Lodderomyces orthopsilosis Co 90-125
Lineage: Eukaryota; Fungi; Ascomycota; Pichiomycetes; Serinales; Debaryomycetaceae
Gene: AMO2
Product: Amo2p
Exons: 1
Coding region: 1-1986 (661 amino acids)
Biological process (GO): amine metabolic process
Molecular function (GO): copper ion binding; primary methylamine oxidase activity; quinone binding
Source: RefSeq, a predicted model, not a curated record
AUGUCACUUCAUCCAUUUACUCAAGCCAAGGACUAUGAAAUUAGAUUAGCUGCAAAGUUAGUCAAAGAUGCUUAUCCAGCGUCCGCUAAUGUCCACUUUGUUCAAAUUGACAGAUGCGAUCCACCAAAGAAGUCGAUGAUUGAUUACAUCACUGCUGAAAGAGAAGGAUUACCACUUCCAAGAAUUCCAAGAAUUUUCUACUGUUACUAUUACACCAACACAUUUGACUUCCACAAAGCCUUGGUUAAUGUUACUGCCGGUCAUGUCAUUACCAAAGUGCAACAACCAAAAGGUGUCGUUGGUCCAAACUUGCCAGAUGAUAUGAUGGAAAUGGAAGAAUAUUGCAACAAUCACCCAGCUGUGUUGGCUGAGAUUGCUAAGUUAAAGUUGCCAAAAGGUUACACCAUUAGAAAUGAUCCAUGGAUUUAUGCUACGGAUGAUCCAAAUGAGAAAAGACAAUUGAUUCAAUGCUUCAUGUAUGUUUUGGCAGGAAACGGUCACAGUGAAUCCAAUCACUAUUCCUUGCCAUUAAAGUUUUCUCCUGUUUUCGAAUGCUUUACCAAAAAGUUUAUCAGAAUGGAUUUCUUACCUGGCGGUUUUGAUGAAACAACAGUCCCAACUCAACCAUGGCAAGAGGUUCCAUGUAGGGAAUACCACCCAGACUUGAACGGAGAAACUGUUCCAAGAGAUGUCAAGCCAUUAUUGAUUUCUCAACCAGAAGGACCUUCCUUCACUGUCAAGGAUGGCAAGGUCAAAUGGCAAGGUUGGGAAUUCAGAGUGGCUCCAACCUGUAGAGAAGGUUUUGCUGUUUACGACUGUUGGUUCAAAGGAAGACAAGUAUUUUACAGAAUUUCUUUGUCAGAAAUGACUGUUCCAUAUGGUGAUCCAAGAAAGCCAUACCAUAGAAAACAAGCUUUUGAUUUAGGAGAUUGUGGUUUUGGUGCUUAUGGUAACAGAUUGAACUUGGGAUGUGAUUGUUUGGGAGUUAUCAAGUACAUGGAUGGUCACAGUAUCAAUGCAAGCGGUGAGCCAAUUACUAUUCCAAAUACUGUUUGUAUGCAUGAACAAGAUGAUGGUUUGUUGUACAAACAUGUCAACUAUAGAACUUUGAAUGCUGUUGUUGCAAGAAAGAGAAUAUUUAUUGUUCAAACUAUUGCUACUGUUGCUAACUAUGAGUACAUCAUCAACUUGAAGUUUGUAUCAGAUGGUUCCAUUGAUAUUGAAACUAGAGCCACUGGUAUCUUGUCAACCAUGCCAAUUGAUGAAAACGUGAAGGUUCCUUGGGGUACUAUUGUUGCUCCAAACUGUAUGGCAGCUUACCAUCAACACAUCUUAUCAUUCAGAAUUGACCCUGCUGUUGAUGGAUACAAAAACACUGUUGUUUAUGAUGACACCAAGAAAUUGCUAAAGGACAAGGAUUUGAAUCCAUUUGGUAUUGGUUUUGUUAGUGACCGUCACUAUGUUGAAAAAGCUGGUUAUGUUGAACAAUCUCCAUUUACAAACAGAACUUGCAAGAUCAUCAAUGAGAACGUAAUCAAUCCAAUUUCCAAAACCCCUGUUGGGUACAAAAUCAAUAUGCCAGCUAGACAAAUGUUGUUGGCGGAUAAAGAUUCAUUCAACACAAGAAGAGCUACAUAUGCAACUCAACAAGUUUGGGUCACCAAGUAUCGCGACCAUGAAUUGUAUGCUGCUGGUGAAUUCACUAAUCAAUCCCAAAAGGAUACUGGUGUUGGAGUAUGGGCCAAUGGGGUUGAUAAUGUUAGAAACGAAGAUUGUGUUGUUUGGGCCACUAUGGGAUUCACUCAUAUUCCAAGAGUUGAAGAUUUCCCAGUUAUGCCAGUUGAAACCCACAAUAUUCAAUUAGCACCAUUCAACUUCUUUGAUAGAAACCCAGCAUUGGAUAUUCCUCAAGCCAACAACUCUUUUAACAAGAGUAUCUUGGUGGAGGGUGAAGCUGAAGCUGCUUGCUGUAAGACUAAGAUAUAG